Messenger RNA from Hydatigera taeniaeformis, 624 nucleotides. NCBI's taxonomy places the organism in Eukaryota, Metazoa, Platyhelminthes, Cestoda, Cyclophyllidea, Taeniidae. The record is from the annotation of a GenBank genome assembly.
AUGCAGGUUGAUUUUUUCUUCACAAGAUUUUUUUAUUUUUUUUACUCCCGACAGACUCGUGAUGAAUUAAAAGAUGCAAUCGAGAAAGAGAUCGGUGAAUACUCUCGCGAAUGCGACUUCUUCUCGCAUUCCCGUCGUGAAGACGAGGAUGAUGGAGGCGUUUCAUCAGCAGAUUAUGAUGAAAUGGAACCAGUGGAGGAGGCAGAAGCAGCCGACACCGCUUUAGAAGCCCGUGAAAAUGGGGACGAUGACACUGACGCCACAGUUGCUUCUAAUGGCAAUCUUGACGGUCCUUCCAAGAAGUCUGUUUCACCAACUAGUCCAUUUGAACUGCAGGUCUCCCGUCUUCUAGCUCAAGUAAACGAGGUCUCGUGGAAUCAUGCCGAAUUUCGAGUUCGCUAUCACAGUCUGGCUGCUGAACCUCGUGUUGGAAACUACUUCCUCCGCCUCCUUCUGGAAGAGGAUAAGCGUCUAGCUUCCGUCUCUGCGGACGCUGGUGCUGAUGCCUCGGUGUUGGGCCUUUCAAGAAUCAAGAACAGAACAGAACUAUGCGAAGAUGCUGUUUCUGUGUCUUUGAUGCUCUCUGGCAGUUUUCUUCAGCGACCAUCGGAUAACUUGAUUUGA